ACCUAGAUAUUGCCAUGACAGUGGCAAAACACUUGAAUGAAAACUGAUUUUACUACUUGUAGUAAAACUAUGAAGCGAUCUUCCUUGGUCGAUCCUUGUUCAUAUUCGAGAAUAUUUCGUUGUAUUUUCUUUCUGUUAUCAUUUUGUAUCUUCUUCUUGACAACGACCAAUGCUCAGGUCAUGCACAGACGGCUCUGGCCUUGGCCAUUGUGGCCACGACCGUAUCCACAGCCGUGGCCAAUGAAUCCACCAGCACCUGACCCAUCACCAAAGCCUUCCCCACCACCUGGCCCAUCACCAAAACCUGUCGCACCACCAGGCCCAUCUCCAUGCCCAUCACCACCACCAAAGCCUCAACCCAAGCCACCACCAGCACCUAGUCCAUCUCCAUGCCCAUCACCACCACCUAAGCCUCAACCAAAGCCAGCAGCACCACCAGCAUGCCCACCAACACCACCUAAGCCUCAACCAAAGCCAGCGCCACCGCCAGCACCAAAGCCAGCGCCAUGUCCAUCACCACCUAAGCCACCAGUCCCAACUCCAAAGCCUGUGCCACCACAUGGCCCACCUCCAAAACCUGCUCCAGCACCAACGCCUGCCCCCUCGCCAAAACCUGCCCCAUCACCACCUAAGCCAGAGAACAAAACCAUACCAGCCGUGUUUUUCUUUGGGGAUUCCGUCUUCGACACAGGAAAUAACAAUAAUCGAGAAACAAAGAUAAAAAGUAAUUAUCGUCCUUAUGGUAUGGAUUUCAAAUUCGGAGUUGCCACUGGUAGAUUCAGCAAUGGAAUGGUUGCUUCCGAUUAUUUAUCCAAAUACAUGGGAGUAAAAGAAACUGUACCGGCAUAUUUAGACCCAAAGGUACAACCAAACGAUCUUCUUACGGGCGUAUCUUUUGCAUCGGGUGGUGCUGGCUACAAUCCUACGACAUCCGAAGCAGCCGUAAGUUCGAAUCACUUUUAUCAUCAUUUUUAUAUGGAGUAAUUUAUAUUUGCAACCAUAAUCAUCAUUUGAUUUAGUAAUUGAAAAAGUGAGAAGAAAUGAAUAUUUAAAUACCGAAUAACAAAAAAUAAGAUAAAUUAUUCUGAAAAUUAUUCAGAUUGACUCAAAUAUGUAGAUUAAUAAUUAGAUUGACUAAUAGCCAAAGGAGUAGCAAUUGUCGUCGCCGGAAGCAAUGAUCUGAUCAUUACAUAUUUUGGAAGUGGUGCUCAACGACUCAAAAAUGACAUAGACUCUUAUACCACUAUCAUUGCUGAUUCUGCCGCCAGUUUCGUUUUGCAAUUGUAUGGGUAUGGAGCAAGACGUAUUGGAGUGAUCGGAACACCACCACUUGGAUGUGUACCAUCACAAAGAUUAAAGAAAAAGAAAAUAUGCAAUGAAGAGCUUAAUUAUGCUUCUCAGCUUUUCAAUUCCAAGCUCCUUCUUAUUUUGGGUCAAUUGUCAAAAACCCUACCAAAUUCUACACUUGUUUAUAUGGACAUCUACACUAUCUUCAGUCAGAUGCUAGAAACUCCUGGGGCUUAUGGAUUUGAGGAGACAAAGAAACCGUGUUGCAAAACAGGAUUAUUAAGCGGAGGUGCCCUCUGCAAGAAGGCUACAUCGAAAAUCUGUCCCAAUACAUCGUCUUAUUUGUUUUGGGACGGUGUGCAUCCUACGCAAAGAGCUUAUAAAACUAUAAACAAAGUACUUAUUAAAGAAUACCUUCAUGUUUUAUCUAAAUAAUAUUACAUGAUUUAUCUCAUAUGAAAAUAAAAUCUUUUGCUAUGUACUAAUGAUGUAGAAGACAUGGGCCGUUUCUGUGACUAAAAAUGUAGUUAAGCAAACAACAUUUGAGAUAGUAAUGUAAGAUUUUUCGUUUGUGUCAAACUGAAUCCCCAUCGAGUCAUGUUUGUAUUAGUGUAUGAUCAUGUUUGUGGUGUAAUGGCCAAAUAAAUUUAAUCUGUAAUUUCUUAGUUCUUGUUUUUUUUU
Messenger RNA from Arabidopsis lyrata subsp. lyrata, 1968 nucleotides. RefSeq names its product anther-specific proline-rich protein APG. Gene Ontology annotation, biological process: lipid metabolic process. The record is from RefSeq and is a predicted model, not a curated record. Lineage: Eukaryota; Viridiplantae; Streptophyta; Magnoliopsida; Brassicales; Brassicaceae. The transcript has 4 exons. Gene Ontology annotation, cellular component: extracellular region. Gene Ontology annotation, molecular function: lipase activity.